This is a messenger RNA of Plasmodium vinckei vinckei, 1440 nucleotides long. Its product is annotated as adenosylhomocysteinase, putative. Gene Ontology annotation, biological process: L-methionine cycle. The transcript has a single exon. Gene Ontology annotation, cellular component: cytosol. Gene Ontology annotation, molecular function: adenosylhomocysteinase activity. The record is from RefSeq and is a predicted model, not a curated record. Bases 1 to 1440 code for a protein of 479 amino acids. NCBI's taxonomy places the organism in Eukaryota, Apicomplexa, Aconoidasida, Haemosporida, Plasmodiidae.
AUGUAUGACAGUACUAGCAAAAUUAAAGAUUUGAGCUUAGCCCCAUUUGGGAAGCUUCAAAUGGAAAUUUCUGAAACUGAAAUGCCAGGACUAAUGACAAUAAGAGAGGAAUAUGAAAAAUUGAAGCCUUUGAAAGGAGCUAAAAUAACGGGAUGUUUGCAUAUGACUAUAGAAACUGCAUUAUUAAUGGAAACCCUACAGAAGUUAGGAGCAAAAUUAAGAUGGUGUUCUUGUAACAUUUAUUCGACACUAGAUUAUGCUGCUGCUGCUGUUAGUACUUUAGAAAAUGUAUCUGUUUUUGCAUGGAGAGGUGAAACUUUAGAGGAAUAUUGGUGGUGUGUUGAAAAGGCUUUAACUUGGGGUGAAAAUGGAGAAGGACCUGAUUUGAUUGUAGAUGAUGGUGCAGAUGCAUCUUAUUUAGUACAUAAAGGAGCAGAAUAUGAAAAAUUAUAUGAAGAAAAAAAAAUAUUACCAGAUCCAGAAUCAGGAAAGAAUGAAGAAGAAAGAUGCUUUUUAAGUUUAAUUAAAAGUUCAAUACUUAAGAAUCCAAAAAAAUGGACAAAUAUGUCAAAAAAAAUUAUUGGCAUGUCUGAAGAAACAACCACAGGAGUAUUAAGAGUAAAAAAAAUCGAAAAAAAUAAUGGGCUAUUAUUUACAGCUAUAAAUGUAAAUGAUUCUGUUACUAAACAAAAAUAUGAUAAUAUAUAUGGAUGCCGACAUUCUCUUCCUGAUGGUUUAAUGAGAGCAACUGACUUUAUGAUAUCUGGUAAAAUUGUAGUUAUUUGUGGAUAUGGAGAUGUAGGAAAGGGAUGUGCAUCAGCUAUGAAAGGUUUAGGUGCACGAGUUUAUGUAACUGAAGUAGAUCCAAUAUGUGCUAUACAAGCUAUUAUGGAAGGAUUUAAUGUAGUUACAUUAGACGAAAUUGUUGAGAAGGGUGAUUUUUUUGUUACUUGUACAGGUAAUGUUGAUAUUAUUAAAUUAGAGCAUUUAUUAAAAAUGAAAAAUAAUGCAGUAGUAGGUAAUAUUGGUCAUUUCGAUGAUGAAAUACAAAUAGAAGAUUUAUUUAGUCAUGAUGGUAUAGAAAUAGAAAAUGUAAAACCACAAGUCGAUAGAGUGACAUUACCAAAUGGUAAUAAAAUUAUAGUUUUAGCUCAAGGUAGACUUUUAAAUCUUGCUUGUGCAACUGGACACCCAGCAUUUGUUAUGUCUUUCUCAUUUUGUAAUCAAGUCUUUGCCCAAUUAGAAUUAUGGGAAAAUAGAAAUACAGGAAAAUAUGAAAAAAAUAAAAGUUAUAUAUUACCAAAAGAACUUGAUGAAAAAGUUGCUUAUUACCAUCUCAAAAAAUUAAAUGCAAAUUUAACUGAAUUAGACGAUAACCAAUGUGAAUUUUUAGGUGUUAGUAAAACUGGUCCAUUCAAAAGUGAAGCAUAUAGAUAUUAA